CUCAAAGAAGAAUAGAAGAAAUAAAAAUAACAGUAUGCAGGUUGUGAAACUUGUCUCCCUUUUUUCUUUCUUGCUAUUCAUGCUGGUGUUUCAGCCAGCAUCGGCGCGAGCACCGGCUGGUCUGGCAAAACCUAAUUGUUCAGACCACUGUGGAAAUAUUAGCAUUCCAUACCCGUUCGGGAUUGGAAAGGAUUGCUACAUGGCGGAAUCUUUUGACGUUGAAUGCAAUGAAACUUCCAAUCCUCCUAGAGCUUUUUUACGCAGCAUCAAAAUGGAGUUGGUGAAUAUUACAUUAGAAAGAGGUGCAGUUGUCGAGGGUCCAGUGAUAUCCGUUGAUUCUUCGGGCCGGCAAGAAGUUCUACCUUUGAAUUUGGAAGGAACUCCUUUCACCCCAUAUUACAAUUAUUUCAUUGCAGUGGGCUGCAAUACUCGAGCCAGUUUGUGGACAAAAAAUGGCUCGACCGAACAUGUUGGAUGCGACUCAAUUUGCUCCAACGGUAGUUCCAUUAGUAAUAUUCGGCUUGAAAUUGGUGCAUGCUCUGGUAAGGACUGUUGUCAAGAUAUGUACUGGCCUCCCUCACUUCAGGUUUUCAAUUCAAGUUUCGAGUUAAUAGAGAGUAAACAAGGAAGUUACGGGCGUAUACUGGCCUUCCUAGCAGACACGGAUUGGUUUGAUUCCAAAAUAUGGAGUACCCAAGAUAUCAACAAAUUGCCAAGUACUGUUCCUAUGUUGCUUGGUUGGAUACUAAAUAAUAAUAGUUGGACAUACAACGAAGAUACCAUGGAUUGCUACGUAACGCGAAUAAAUAGUACGACAAAUAUGACAGCCGGACGUUGUUCUUGCUCAGAAGGUUAUGAGGGCAACCCUUACCUUCAAUGCAGAGUUAUCGGUCUGGCCCUUGGAGUACUGUUCUUGCUCAUUGGUGCUUGGUGGAUGUCCAAACUUAUCAAACGAAGGAAGUGCAUUCAGUUGAAGAAGAAGUUUUUCAAACGGAAUGGUGGUCUCUUAUUGCAGCAACAAUUAUCCUCAAGUGAUGGUAGUGUUCAUAAGACAAAAAUAUGCAGUUCAAAUGAGUUGGAAAAGGCGACCGAUUUUUUUAAUGAGAACAGAAUACUUGGUCAUGGCGGCCAGGGAACCGUUUACAAGGGAAUGUUAGCUGAUGGGAGUAUUGUUGCAGUUAAGAAGUCUACAAUAGUGGAUGAAGAAAAACUAGAAGAAUUCAUCAACGAGGUUGUCAUUCUUUCACAAAUCAGUCACAGAAAUGUGGUUAGGCUACUUGGAUGUUGCCUGGAGACUGAUGUUCCUCUGCUAGUCUAUGAAUUCAUUCCCAACGGAACUCUUUCCCAAUAUCUCCAUGAGCAAAACGAGGACUUUACGUUAUCAUGGGAAUCGCGGUUACGAAUCGCCUCGGAAGCUGCAGGUGCGAUAUCCUACCUUCACUCGACAGCAUCUAUCCCGAUUUAUCACCGAGACAUUAAGUCCACAAACAUACUCUUAGAUGAGAAAUAUAGAGCAAAAGUUUCAGAUUUCGGAACUUCAAGAUCAGUUUCCAUUGAUCAAACUCAUCUGACCACCAAGGUGCAAGGUACCUUUGGUUACUUAGAUCCAGAAUAUUUUCGAACCAGUCAAUUAACAGAGAAGAGUGAUGUUUAUAGUUUUGGAGUAGUUCUCGUGGAGCUCUUAAGUGGGAAAAAAACAAUUUUCUUAACCCAUUCACUGGAAACCAUGAGCUUAGUCGAACAUUUCAUUGAUUUGAUGGAAGAUGGUAGACUCUUUGAUAUCAUUGAUGCUCAGGUUAAGGGGGAUUGCACUGAAGAGGAAGCCAUAGUUAUAGCGAAUCUUGCAAAGAGAUGUCUGGAUUUGAAUGGAAGAAACCGACCAACAAUGAGAGAAGUUGCAAUGGAAUUGGAGGGGAUUCUAUUAUCACGUAACGGUAUCAAUAUUCAACAAAUUGGUGAAGUGGAUAAUUCAUCGAGGUCGAUUUCCUGCAGCAGUUUCGAGAUUGGUAUAGAUCUACCAUUAGAUUGCAAACCGUCGAUUUCUUCUGAAACAUGGUGAGCGAUUAAGAAAAUAUAUCACAAAUCAUAUGUUUCUUUUUUGUUUUAAGACUUUUCUGAUGGAAUAAAAACUUAUAUUUGUAUUGU
Populus trichocarpa (black cottonwood) is the source of this 2145-nucleotide messenger RNA. RefSeq names its product wall-associated receptor kinase-like 8. The record is from RefSeq and is a predicted model, not a curated record. Gene Ontology annotation, cellular component: plasma membrane. Gene Ontology annotation, biological process: protein phosphorylation; cell surface receptor signaling pathway. The coding region runs from base 35 to 2059 and encodes 674 amino acids. The transcript is spliced from 4 exons. Gene Ontology annotation, molecular function: protein serine/threonine kinase activity; ATP binding; polysaccharide binding. Lineage: Eukaryota; Viridiplantae; Streptophyta; Magnoliopsida; Malpighiales; Salicaceae.